GCAAAAUUUUAUUUUCAUGACUAAAAAAUUAGGCAAAAUGAAACAAAAUUUGGUGAAAGGGUAAAAUCGACAAUUAAAACAAAAACUGCGUCGAUAAAGUAACGGAGAUUCUUUCACUCCUUUGAUCUCUCAAGUGAAGAAUCUCUCUCUAUCUCUAUCUUCUUCCAUUGAUCCUUUCCUCUCUCUGGCUUGUUUCAGAGCUCUUCGAUCUUCUUCUUGAUCGAUCUACGUGCCACUGUUUAUACCAUUCACGAUCUAAUCCGGUUUCAAUUAUUACUCACGAAAUCGAAGGAAGAUGAGAUCGGUUCAAGCACCAGUUGUUUGUCCUGCAAUUCGACCAAGACAAGUAGGUGCAUGUGCUUCACUAGUCAACUACACUGGUCUGAAACCUAGAAGCCAAUUUUGGGGUAAUCGGACAAAAGGUGUCAAGUCUCAGGGCACUACCACAACAAUCACUCUUAGAUUGUGCAACAAGAGUAUCAAGUGUGUUUUCAGCUCUCACUCUGAUGGUAAUGGAAGCACUGCUGAAAAUUUCAAUGAAAAUGAUGAGGAAUAUGUUAACUCUAGUGUAGUGGAAGCUGUUGAAGUAAAAAGUGGAGCAGAUGGUUUUAUGGUGAAGAUGAGGGAUGGUAGGCAACUACGAUGUGUCCAUAACAAUCCUCAAGGAGGGCAUUUACCAGAUUAUGCUCCACACCCUGCUAUUGUCUUGAAAAUGGAAGAUGGAACUGGUCUUCUCCUUCCGAUUAUCGUCUUGGAGAUGCCUAGUGUGUUACUUAUGGCAGCAAUGACCAAUGUCCAAAUUGCAAGACCAACCAUGUAUCAAGUGGUGAAGGAAAUGGUGGACAAGAUGGGUUACGAAGUUAGACUUGUUAGAGUCACCAAAAGAGUUCACGAGGCAUAUUUUGCCCAGUUAUUCCUUUCAAAGGUGGGUAAUGCCUCGGAGUGUGUCAGCUUUGAUCUUAGGCCUUCAGAUGCAAUCAAUAUAGCUGUUAGAUGCAAGAUACCUAUCCAAGUGAACAAGUACCUUGCAUAUAGUGAUGGAAUGAGAGUCAUUGAGUCAGGGAAGAUAUCAACACCGGCACCAGCUUCAGAUGGUUUAUUAUUUACUGAACAAGACCGACCAAAUGGUCAGGCUUGUCUUGAUACGAAAGAGUUCAAUAUUUUGAGCAAAAUGAUGCAAGCCGUUGAUGAAGAGCGAUAUGAUGAAGCCGCUGAGUGGAGAGACAAGCUUGGUCAGUUUCGGGCCAAACGUAACUUGAGGAAAUACACAUGAGAGAGCUCGAUCAACAAUUAUUGGCUGUGUACAUAAACUAAGAAGAAAGUCAUUGGUCGGAAUCAAAGUGGAGGAAGAAGCCUGAAGUGUCGUCUCUGUAUGAUGGAGAUCGAAGAAUGCUUCUGCACUUUACCCAUUUCCCUAAAAAAUAAACAAAAAAAAAUGUAUAAUGUAUGUAUGUAGCGUGAUGUGUACAUAUUACUUAUUAAUCUAUGCAAAUUAAGCUCACUCUAAUUACUUUUAAGUUUCCUUUUAAGUCUUAUGUUCGUCGUAUUUGUUUUCGUGCUUCUUUCUUUUUAUAAUAAUUUAAUUAUAUAUUUUUGUUAUUACUUGCAGCUGUUUGUUGUUUAUCAUAGAAGCAAUGUGGCAUAUGGUUAACAUGAAAUUUGAAGAAAAGACAAAAUCACUGGCUUUGCCGACAUAUCUGCAGUGUCUUUGUUUUGUUUGUUAGUACUGCAUUGUCUAAAUCUAAAUCGUGACAAUAAAACAGGAUAAUUAUUUUUCAUUAUGAUGUUCUUU
This is a messenger RNA of Arabidopsis thaliana (thale cress), 1792 nucleotides long. It is a transcript of the gene BBD1, whose product is annotated as bifunctional nuclease in basal defense response 1. Bases 296 to 1273 code for a protein of 325 amino acids. The transcript is spliced from 11 exons. The record is from RefSeq and is marked reviewed. Gene Ontology annotation, molecular function: RNA nuclease activity; deoxyribonuclease I activity; nuclease activity. Lineage: Eukaryota; Viridiplantae; Streptophyta; Magnoliopsida; Brassicales; Brassicaceae. Gene Ontology annotation, cellular component: nucleus; cytoplasm.